AUGGCUACUAAUGAGCUUGCAUUAGCGAAACUUGUGCAAGAAUUCAACUUUUCGUUACCCGUCGGUACCAAACCAGAAGAUUUGGAUAUGUCAGAAGUCAAUGGCAUUGCUGUUCAUAAGAAGGUUCCUCUCCAUGUGGUUGUCGCAACAUUGUAUGACCACGUAAAUAAACUGAGCCCUAGUGUUCACCAUUCGGUUACUGAGAAUAAAUCCAAAUGGGAAAGGCCAUCUCCAUUCACGCUAACGUACGCUUUCUUGAUGGACCACAUGAUCGACUACUUGAGCUUAGCCGAUAUUAAGUCCGCGUUCGAACGCUCGUUCUCACGGUGGUCGGCUGUCAUUCCGGUGAACUUUACGGAAGUCGAUGAUGAUCGAUUUUCAGACAUCUCGAUAGGAUUCUUCGAGGGGGAUCAUGGCGACGGAGACCCGUUUGAGGGGAGGGGGGGACAACUGGCUCAUGCCACCUGGCCGGAAAUCGGGAUGCUCCAUCUAGAUAAAGGCGAAAGAUGGAGCGUUGACUUCGAGAAAGAGAAGGCGAAAUCAGCCGUUGACUUGGAAUCGGUGGCAACACAUGAGAUUGGACAUUUACUAGGAUUGGACCAUUCAAGGGCAAAGAAGUCGGUCAUGUAUCAUAGCAUUGGUUGGAGGACCAAAAAGGUUAACCUCACCGUUGAUGACGUAGCAGCAAUACAGGCACUGUAUGGAGCAAACCCUAAUUUCAAUGUCACUUCUUUGGAUCAUUCAUCAAGUUGGAGUAUUGUUAUGGAAGUUAGAAGAUUAACUGGGUGGACAUUGCUUUUGGGCAUGAUAGUCUGUUUAAUUUCAGUGAUCUGUAAUAAGUAG
Messenger RNA from Oldenlandia corymbosa var. corymbosa, 843 nucleotides. NCBI's taxonomy places the organism in Eukaryota, Viridiplantae, Streptophyta, Magnoliopsida, Gentianales, Rubiaceae. The record is from the annotation of a GenBank genome assembly.